Mesitornis unicolor (brown roatelo) is the source of this 426-nucleotide messenger RNA. RefSeq names its product scale keratin-like. The record is from RefSeq and is a predicted model, not a curated record. The transcript has 2 exons. NCBI's taxonomy places the organism in Eukaryota, Metazoa, Chordata, Aves, Mesitornithiformes, Mesitornithidae. The coding region runs from base 1 to 426 and encodes 141 amino acids. Gene Ontology annotation, molecular function: structural constituent of cytoskeleton. Gene Ontology annotation, cellular component: intermediate filament.
AUGUCUUGCUACGACCUGUGCUCCACCUCUGCCUGCGGUGUCAUCCGUCCCCAGCCCCUCGCUGACAGCUGCAACGAGCCCUGCGUCCGCCAGUGCCCCGACUCCACCACUGUGAUCCAGCCUCCUCCCACCGUCGUCACCUUCCCCGGCCCCAUCCUCAGCUCCUUCCCCCAGGAUGCAGUUGUGGGAUCUGCUGGAGCACCCGUCCUCGGGGCCUAUGGAGGCUAUGGAGGCUAUGGAGGCCACGGCGGCUACGGCUAUGGGGGCCUUGGGGGCCUGUAUGGCUAUGGGGGUGGAGAUGGCUUCGGUGGUCUGUGUGGCUAUGGGGGUUACAGGGGCCUGUAUGGCUAUGGUAGAUCCUAUGGCUCUGGCUAUUGCAGCCCUUACUGGAACAGGUACGGCCGUGGCAUCUGCGGGCCCUGCUAA